CUUAAAUUUCUCUAUCCCUUUUUUUGUGGGGUUUUUUUUUUCUUCCUUUAAUUCUACUUCACAAAUUAAACAAGAGUGAAUAAAUUAAAGGCACCGACAGUUUCAAGCACACAAAAUAGAUAAGUUCUUGAAAAUCAGCUGUUGUUGUAAGUAUAUAUAUAUUAUUAUUAUUAUAUAUAUAUAUGGCCACAGAUUUCUGCAGUAGAUCACAAGUCCGCAGGAAAAUAGGGAAAGAUCAAAUCUUGAAAUCUUUUAAGUGUGAUGUGUGGAUUGAAUCCUUCUUCAUCUUCCAUAGUAGAUCACCUCUUUUUUUUGUGAAAGGGCAGCUGUAAAAAACAAAAUUAGGGCAAAGUUUGACCUUUUUAUAUAUAUUUGCAUUUAAAAAAAAUUAAGUGUAUUUAUUUGGUGCCAAUUCAUUUGUGUGUGAAGGUGGGGUUUAUUUAAUUGAGCUGCUUUUUUAUGGGCUUGUAAGAAUUGGGGUUUCAUAGUUAAGUUUUGUCCGGUUGCUUUGCUCUGUUCUCUGUGGAGGGAAUAUUCUUCGAUUCGUCGGAUAAUUUUGCGAAUGAUCCAAAAAAUGCCUUGCAUGGAUUUCUUCACGGAAUACGGCGAAUCGAAUCUGUACGAAAUCCAAGAGGUUGUAGGCAAGGGUAGUUACGGUACCGUGGCUUCCGCAGUGGACACCCACACGGGAGAAAAAGUGGCUAUAAAGAAAAUAAAAGAUAUUUUCGAGCACGUUUCCGAAGCCACACGCAUUCUUAGAGAGAUAAAGCUCCUUCGAUUACUUCCACACCCCGACAUUGUGAAGAUAAAGCAUAUCAUGCUGCCUCCUUGUCGCAGAGAAUUCAAGGAUAUAUACGUCGUGUUUGAGUUGAUGGAGACGGAUCUCCACCAUGUGAUUAAUACGAAUGACGAUCUUACCCCUGGCCAUCAUCAAUUCUUUUUGUAUCAGUUGCUUCGUGCUUUGAAGUAUAUUCAUUCAGCGAAUGUUUUCCAUCGGGAUUUGAAACCGAGAAACAUACUUGCUAAUGCAGAUUGCAAGCUGAAGAUUUGCGAUUUCGGGCUUGCUCGUGCGUCAUUCGGUGAUGCCCCGUCUGCUGUUUUUUGGACUGAUUACGUUGCUACGCGGUGGUAUCGCGCGCCUGAACUUUGUGGUUCCUUUUUCUCUAGAUAUACCCCAGCUAUUGAUAUAUGGAGCAUAGGAUGCAUAUUUGCAGAAAUGAUUACCGGCAAACCGUUAUUCCCCGGUAAAAACGUCGUCGACCAAUUGGAACUCAUCACCGAUCUUCUCGGUACACCUUCCGCCGAAGCCAUUUCUAGGAUUCGGAAUGAAAAGGCGCGAAGAUAUUUAAGUAGCAUGAGAAAAAAGCCACGCCUACCUUUCUCACAUAGGUUCCCGAAUAUCGAUCCGAAGGCUCUCCGUUUACUCGAGCGUUUGAUCGCAUUCGAUCCAAAAGAUCGUCCAUCCGCUGAACAAGCACUAGCGGAUCCGUAUUUUUACGGGCUGGCGAAUAUAGAAGACGAGCCUUCAACUCAUCAUAUAUCGAAGUUCGAGUUCGAUUUCGAGAGGAAGACACUAACAAAGCACGAAAUUAGGGAGCUGAUUUACAGAGAGAUCUUGGAGUAUCAUCCACAGAUGCUCCAGGAGUACCUCCGUGGCGUGGACCAGAUUCACUUUAUGUACCCAAGCGGAGUUGACCAAUUUAAGCAGCAAUUUUUCUGCCUCGAGGGCUUGCCUGGUAACGAACACAGACCUCCAAUGCGAAGGCGUUACGCCUCCUUGCCUAGGGAACGUGUAUGUGGGCUAAUAGAUGAGGAUCCGGACAAAAAUAGUGAUUCUAAAAGCCGACGUGGAGUUGCUAUCCCACGGCCUCGACUACAGAGCCCGAAAAAGUCUUCGUCGGACAUCAAAGGGCAAGAAAGUAAUUCUAACAAAACUGCAAAAGCUAGGCAAAAGGAUAAUAGUGGGAAAGCGUGCUAUAGUGCACGGUGCUUAUUAAGAAGCGAUAGUAUCAGUGCAUCCAGGUGUGUUGGUGUACAAGGAUCAGACUACGUGUGAGAAUCAAUUUGAGGUAUCUGAUGAUGAGUGGACUUGGUCAGCUUUGUAUGCUAAAGAUUCUUGAUUUGUUGAAAUUGUGUAUUGCUGAAUUUAUGGUGUGGUAUUUAUAACAUUUGUGUAAACAUUAGACAAUUGAAUGGUUGAGAGGAGUACUCAUUUGAUUCAAUGUACAUACUAUUCAUUUAUUUUUAAAUGAAUAUUUGAAUUGCCUACUUGUAAAUAUUCUGUAGUUCCAAUGUUUUCGUUAUCAAUGUAUUCAGAAUUGAAUGUUUCCCUAUUA
Erythranthe guttata (spotted monkey flower) is the source of this 2336-nucleotide messenger RNA. Lineage: Eukaryota; Viridiplantae; Streptophyta; Magnoliopsida; Lamiales; Phrymaceae. The record is from RefSeq and is a predicted model, not a curated record.